GAAAAAUAAACGUUAGUCUCACAGUGUUUGGAUCUUUCGACGUAGCAACAAGACAGCUUAAAUAUCUCGUUGACAAUAUGGCUUCAAAUCAAGAAAACUCUGGCGAGGGGCCACUCCUGCAUUUGCAAUGUUCAGACGGAGUCGUUCUUGACGUGGAGUUAGCAAUCGCUAAGCGCUCAUAUAUGAUAAAAACAAUGAUUGAAAGUUUAGGCGAAGAUGAAUUGGAUGAAGUUCUUCCUCUAAUGAAAAUUAAGUCUGAUACUCUGAAAAAGGUUAUUGAAUUCGCUACUCAUCAUAAAAAUGAUCCCAUACCAAAAGGAGAUGGCACGGAUGAAAAACCUCAAAUGACAGAA
Molecule: messenger RNA, 353 nt
Organism: Trichogramma pretiosum
Lineage: Eukaryota; Metazoa; Arthropoda; Insecta; Hymenoptera; Trichogrammatidae
Product: E3 ubiquitin ligase complex SCF subunit sconC-like
Exons: 2
Biological process (GO): SCF-dependent proteasomal ubiquitin-dependent protein catabolic process
Cellular component (GO): nucleus; cytoplasm
Molecular function (GO): cullin family protein binding
Source: RefSeq, a predicted model, not a curated record